Messenger RNA from Nannizzia gypsea CBS 118893, 171 nucleotides. RefSeq lists its product as hypothetical. Lineage: Eukaryota; Fungi; Ascomycota; Eurotiomycetes; Onygenales; Arthrodermataceae. The coding region runs from base 1 to 171 and encodes 56 amino acids. The transcript has 3 exons. The record is from RefSeq and is a predicted model, not a curated record.
AUGAAUCGAAAUAUUAUGGACCAGGAGCAUUAUUUUCCAGCCAAAGCCAUGACGCCUGAGACUUAUACAGGGCGACUAGCGACUACCAAGGGAUCCCUUGGAACAAGGCAGCCCAUAGAAGCCCAUGAGAAAGAGGAGGAAACGGUAGGAGGGAGGGGGAACCACCAGUGA